AUGUCUAUGCGUGAGGAUGAGAGUAUAGAUGAGUUUCAUGGUCGCCUUCUUAGUGUUACAAACCAGUGUCAAGGAUUGGAAGACCCCAUUCCCUCCCAUAGGAUUGUCAAAAAAUUCCUUCGUGCUCUUCCUCCUAGUUAUGAGGCUAAGCAAAUUGCCAUAGAGGAAGCCCAGAAUCUAAACACCUAUUCCUUAGAUGAGUUGGUAGGAAACUUGAAAGUUUUCGAGUCUAAGAGAAAGAAGUCUAGGAAGGAAAAGACCAUAGCCUUAUCCACUAUCAAUGAGGUAGAUGAGAAAGAAAAGGAACCGGAGGUUCUUGAGGAUAGUUUGGAUGAGAUUGCCUACCUAACUAAACAGUUUGAUAAGUUGCUUAGGAAGAGAAGGUCUUUCCCUGUUGGUCGUUAUCCCUCCCUAGGUUCGGCUUCUAGGAAUCCUAAACCUAGUGAUACCACAGGCGAUAGGACUCCCAAGCCUAAAACCUUUCAGAAAAGUGAUAAGUGCUAUGCGUGUGGUGGUGUCAGACAUAGAGUUGUUGAAUGUCCAAGUAGGAAGAAUAAAUCCCACAAAGCUUUUAAGGUGUCUUGGAGUGAUAGUGAUUCCGAGCAAUUCUCCGAUCAUGAUGAUGAGAAUAUAGCUCUUGUUGCCUCUAUUGAGUUAGAUGAGUUCUUUGAGGAUGAUGACUGUGAUAUCUCCAUGCAUAAUAAGUGUUCUAGGUUAGUGUCUGCCUCUAAGUCCAUGCUUGCAAAAAUUGAAGCUCUCUCUAAUGAGCUUUCAGAAUGCAAGGAGACCAAUGAAGGGAUGCAUGAGAAGUUGCUAUCCCUCAAGUCAAAAUGGAAGACAGAAAAGGUUUGUCUAGAGGACCAAGUGUUGUCUUCGCAAACUAGUCUAGAUUCUCAGACCAAACUAGUUUCUACUCUAACCUCUGAAAAGUCAGAUCUUGAGAAAGCCCUAAUUGAUUCACGUCAACAAUUUGAGACGUUCUCUUUUGGGUCCGAAAAGUUGACUAAGAUUUGUGGUUUGGGUAAGUCCGAUAGGGACAAGUUUGGUCUAGGGUUUGUAUCUGGAAGUUGUUCUAGUCAGGGACACAUCCGUCCUCGUUGUAGGAAGCUUAGAUUCAGUCAGCAAAACUCUAGGAAGUCACAGAAGAAGGAGAGUAUCACUACUUUUCAGUCAACUCUUGAGGACUCCCUUAAGGAGCUAUCUAGGAUAGCACAGAGUCUUGCCAUCCCAAAGCCAAAAAUCCCAGCUAGGAAUCCUCCUGCUAGGAGAAGAGCCAACCCUAAGGUAGGAAAGGCUAGGAGAACUUUUGAGACAAAUUAUCUUCAUAAACAUGUUCGGGACCAUGAUUUUGAUGAUGACGAUCUGUCAUGUUUUGUUACAAGGGUCAGCUUCCAUCCUAAACCUCAGGAUAUGAUAGUGGCAAUCUGCAAUGUCGCCCUUACUGCUCUUUCAACUAGGAAGCCCGACUCUUGGUAUGUUGAUAGUGGUUGUUCUAGGCACAUGACUGGAGACCGAAAGUGGUUCUCAUCCAUGGAUAAGACAUAUCCAUCAGGCAGUGUUGUGUUUGGGGAUGGUGCCAAGACUGAGAUCAUAGGCAAAGGGACAGUUAGUACUCCUGGUCUCCCAUGUCUGAAGAAUGUUCUUCUUGUUAGAGGUCUAGAAGUCAGCCUGUUAAGUGUCAGUCAGAUUGUGGAUGAACAUAACUUUGUCACUUUUGACAAGUCAAGAUGUCUCAUCUUAGAUGGAAAAGGUAGGAGUAUCAUGAGAGGUGAUAGGACUAGAGAUCAAUGUUAUUGUAUCUCUGCCCAUGAGAAGUUCACUCCCCAAAUCUGUUUUCGAUCUCAAGUUGCCGAGGACCUUCUUGAUCUAUGGCAUAGACAUAUGUGCCAUCACAACCAUCAAGACAUUGUCAAGCUCUCUGCACAAUCCGGGUAA
This is a messenger RNA of Fragaria vesca subsp. vesca, 1935 nucleotides long. RefSeq lists its product as uncharacterized. The transcript is spliced from 2 exons. The coding region runs from base 1 to 1935 and encodes 644 amino acids. NCBI's taxonomy places the organism in Eukaryota, Viridiplantae, Streptophyta, Magnoliopsida, Rosales, Rosaceae. The record is from RefSeq and is a predicted model, not a curated record.